Molecule: messenger RNA, 747 nt
Organism: Momordica charantia (bitter melon)
Lineage: Eukaryota; Viridiplantae; Streptophyta; Magnoliopsida; Cucurbitales; Cucurbitaceae
Gene: HB1
Product: hemoglobin 1
Molecular function (GO): oxygen binding; heme binding
Source: RefSeq, a predicted model, not a curated record
ACCCAAUAUGAAUUUCCUCAACAAAGAAAAACACCAAAACAGAGACAUGGGAACAUGUGGAGGAGAAGGCAAAGGCUUCACAGAGGAGCAAGAGGCUCUUGUUGUCAAGUCAUGGAGUGUCAUGAAAAAGAAUUCUGCUGAUUUGGCUCUCAAAUUCUUCUUCAAGAUAUUUGAAAUUGCACCGUCGGCUCAGAAGUUGUUUCCUUUCUUGAGGGAUGCCAAAGUUCCUUUGGAUCAAAACCCGAAGUUGAAGCCUCAUGCUUUGAACGUCUUCACCUUGACGUGCGAGUCGGCCGUCCAGCUUCGAAAAGCUGGCAAAGCUUCCGCCAGAAAGGCCACCUUGAAGAGGCUCGGCGCCACCCACCUCAAGUACGGCGUCCUCGACGAGCAUUUCGAGGUGACAAAAUUUGCACUUUUGGAGACCAUAAAGGAAGGAAUUCCAGAGAUGUGGAGUGUGGAGAUGAAGGGGGCAUGGGCUGAGGCUUAUGAUCAAUUAGUUGCUGCCAUUAAAGCUGAGAUGAAGCCUUCUUCCACCUCUUCUUAGAACUCUUCCUUCUCACGACGUCGUUUUAAUAUGCUUAAAAUUUUGAAAAAUAAAAUGCAUGUCUUGUUUAAAGGAAAAGUGUGGCUGUUUUUUUUUUUUUUUUAUUUAAAAUUUUCCAUUCUUAGGAUGUAACUUUCACACUGUUUACCACGUCAGGUUGAAUUAUUAUAAAUUGAAUAAGAGCUUCGAAAUUAGAUGAUAUA